AUGACGACGACGUAUGCCUACGCAGAGUUCAUGAUCUCAACGGAGUUCAUCAUUCUACCUCGAAUGAACGAGACGGAUGAGUACGUGAUAGUGGAAAUCCAUACUUUGGCCGGAGUACUUGUAUCAGUGAUGUCUUUGAUCGGCAUAGCGGCGAAUGCGUACGUCUUCAUCAGCGUGGUGCGACCGAGGAAAUCCCGUAGUUCCUUCCUGACGAUCUGUGCUUCGAAAGCACUUUUCAAUUUGAUCACAUGCUUGGUUUUUCUCGUCUGGUGUGCUCCAACGGCAUUCCUACAUGCGCACUAUUUGCCGUCCACUGCAGGAAUGAUUCUUGGGAAUUUCGUUGGCGGUACGCUUUACCUUGGAGGCGUCCUCACUCAGGUACUGGCUUCAGUCAAUCGCCUCAUCGCGUCAUUCUCUAUUCAUCUCUAUAAUAAAUUCUGCACGCUUCGGAACACCACGAUACUUAUCGCUGUCUGUUGGAUCGGCACAUUCACCUUGGCCGUUGCUUACUCUCUAAAUGAAAUCGGCUACGUUUUUGAUGAAGUGUACUUGGUGUGGGCUGGGGAUGGCCAGCCACAAUCCGCUGAUGCUUUCGCGUAUGUCGGAAUCAUGGUCUAUGCAUCCACAGCAGCAAUGUUCACCAUGAACGUCAUCACUUUCGGAAAGUUGUUACUCGUUACUGUGAGUUUAGAUAUACAGCAUAUGCUUUGCUAUGAGGUCGAACACCGUUCUCUCGAACACGGAAAGCACAAACGAAUGAAACGGAAUAAGGUCCUAUUGGCUCAGAAAGUGUCCCAAGACAGUCUUUACUUGGUUGACAUGCUUUUUGCCCAAGUGCUGUCCGGACUGCUACCGUACAAUUGGUGGUUGUUUCUGUGCCUCACUUUCGUUUGGCUCUCACUCAACACUAUCGAC
Molecule: messenger RNA, 915 nt
Organism: Ostertagia ostertagi
Lineage: Eukaryota; Metazoa; Nematoda; Chromadorea; Rhabditida; Trichostrongylidae
Source: the annotation of a GenBank genome assembly